Diuraphis noxia (Russian wheat aphid) is the source of this 1952-nucleotide messenger RNA. Its product is annotated as T-complex protein 1 subunit gamma-like. Gene Ontology annotation, molecular function: ATP-dependent protein folding chaperone; ATP hydrolysis activity; ATP binding. Gene Ontology annotation, biological process: protein folding. The record is from RefSeq and is a predicted model, not a curated record. NCBI's taxonomy places the organism in Eukaryota, Metazoa, Arthropoda, Insecta, Hemiptera, Aphididae.
GCACAUGCACUAGCCACUAAUUGUCAGCGAAUUUGGUGUUGUAAGUUAAAAUAUUUUCAUUAAAAUAUUAAAUCAACUAUUUUUUUUAUUCUACUCAAACAAAUUCAAUUCGACAAUUACCAAGAUGAUGUCCCAAAGUGGUGCUCCGAUUUUAGUAUUAAAUGCCAACACAAAAAGAAAGUUUGGACACAAAGUCCAAUUGGAGAACAUUGCUGCAGGCAAAGCAAUUGCUGAUGUUGUACGUACAUGUAUUGGACCCAGAGCUAUGCUUAAAAUGCUGAUGGACCCAAUGGGUGGAAUUGUGAUGACGAACGAUGGAAAUGCUAUUUUACGAGAAAUUACAGUUCAACAUCCUGCUGCUAAAUCAUUUAUUGARAUUGCUCGGACCCAGGAUGAAGAAGUUGGGGAUGGUACAACAUCAGUUGUAGUACUCGCUGGUGAAAUUCUUGGURUUGCAGAACAAUUUUUAGAACAAAAACUUCAUCCUACUGUUAUAAUUAGAGCUUAUCGUCAAGCUUUAGAAGACAUGCUGGAUUUYUUGGAUAAGGAAUAUAGUAUACCAUUAUCUUUGGACGACGAGCCUAAGUUAAUUGAAGUGAUUAAAUAUUGUGUUGGAACCAAGUUCAUUGGUCGYUGGUCAGAUUUGGCGUGUAGUAUUGCUUUAAAUGCUGUUAAGACAGUUAGUAUAAGAGAUGAAGGUCGUACUGAAAUYGAUAUAAAGAGGUAUGCAAAGGUUGAAAAAGUACCGGGUGGAGCUAUUGAAGAUUCUCAGGUAUUAAAUKGCAUUAUGUUGAACAAAGAUGUGACACAUCCAAAAAUGAGAAGGUUUAUAAAAAAUCCCAGAAUUAUUCUUUUGGAUUGUUCUCUGGAAUUCAAAAAAGGAGAAAGCCAAACAGAAGUCGAAAUUAUCAAAGAAACUGACUUUACACGGUUAUUGCAGAUUGAAGAAGAAUAUAUACAACAAAUAUGUUCCGAUAUUAUAGCUCUAAAACCAGACUUGGUUUGUACAGAAAAGGGAGUUUCCGAUUUGGCACAGCAUUUCUUGUUAAAAGCUAACAUAUCAGUGUUGAGGCGUUUAAGAAAAUCUGACAAUAAUCGUGUUGCAAGAGCUUGUAAUGCCACUAUUGUUACACGCACAGAUGAAUUACAGGAGAGCCAUGUUGGAACUGGAGCUGGUCAAUUUGAAAUUAAAAARAUAGGUGAUGAAUAUUUUACUUUCAUCACUGAAUGUGUUAAUCCAAAGGCUUGCACUAUUUUGCUUAGGGGACCAAGCAAGGAUAUAUUGAAUGAAGUUGAACGGAAUUUACAAGACGCUUUGCAUGUAGCCAAAAAUAUUAUGUUAAACCCGAAACUAGUAUCAGGCGGUGGCUCUAUAGAAAUGGCUAUAUCACAAUCAUUAGUUAAAAAAAGUGCUGAAAUAGCUGGUGUUACUCAAUGGCCAUACAAAGCUGUUGCACAGGCAUUGGAAGUUAUUCCCCGUACACUUUUGCAAAACUGUGGCGUUAGUACAAUAAGAACAAUGACGUCUUUAAGAGCUAAACAUGCAGUAAGUGGUAAUGCGAGUUGGGGAAUAAAUGGUGAGACUGGUGAAAUGGCUGAUAUGAAAGACCUAAAGGUUUGGGAACCAAUUGUUGUGAAGUCACAAGUGUACAAAACUGCUAUUGAAACUGCUAUAUUGUUGGUGCGCAUUGAUGAUAUUGUGUCAGGUACAAAGAAGAAGGGCGAUGAUGGACAGCCAAAAGCAUCUACUCAACCUACUGAAGAAUCCAUGAAAGAAUGAUUUUUAAAUUACUUAUAGUUCUUUAUUAUAAUUAUUAUUACUCACAAAUUCCUAAAAUAUAAUCUAAAUAAACACUAUUAAUAUUAUUAAUAUUUUGAUGUCAAGUUUUUUGCCAAGUUUAACAAAUUCUGCUAUUAAACUUUUUUUUACUUAAUAAAAAUAAAUUUUACUA